Molecule: messenger RNA, 3009 nt
Organism: Hydractinia symbiolongicarpus
Lineage: Eukaryota; Metazoa; Cnidaria; Hydrozoa; Anthoathecata; Hydractiniidae
Product: exocyst complex component 7-like
Exons: 28
Coding region: 91-2148 (685 amino acids)
Biological process (GO): exocytosis
Cellular component (GO): exocyst
Molecular function (GO): phosphatidylinositol-4,5-bisphosphate binding
Source: RefSeq, a predicted model, not a curated record
GAAACAUUUCGUGAAGUGAAUUUUUUUAAUAUGCUUUAAACUUUAGGUAUUAGAAAUGAAAGAAGAACAAAUAUAUUAAAUAGAUUAGCAAUGGAAGAUAUUUCUCUCAGGAAAAGAGAAAUUGAAGCUAAGUUGGAGGAGGAGAAGGCUAGCAUACAAUGGCUGAAGGAUAGUCUUUCAAAAAGUAAUAAUCUGGCAAAUAAUAUGCUUAAUAUUCUAACAUCAUUUGAAGAUCGGUUAUGCAAGCUAGAAGACACCAUAUUACCUGUUCACAAAGAAACAACAGAUCUUCAGAGACGUCAAGACAAUGUUGACAAAACAUUGCAUUUAUUGGAUGAUGUGUUGAGUUAUCACAGUGUAUCAUCAAAUCUAAAACCACUUAUUGAGGAAGGACCAAGUGGAAAACUGAAAGAGUAUUUAGAAAGCAUGGAAAAGAUAGACCAAGCUAUUCGAUUCUUCAAAAAGAACAGUCCUGACAGUAUCGAACUUUCCGUAUUAGAAUCUUUAUAUGAAACCGCAAGAGAUUCACUUGAAAAAGAAUUUUUGAUGCUGUUAAAGAGAAAUAGCAAGCCUGUACCUGUUGUAACAAUUCAAGAUAUACUAAAUGCCAUGGUUGAAAACUCAGAUAAUAAUGGUGAAUUAGAAGCUGAAGAGGACCCAAUACAACAUUUUUCAGUAAAAGUAAUGGAUGAGUUGGCAACUAUUGCAACCUGGUUAACAGAGCAUAAAAAGGGUGUGGAUUUUAUGAGCAUGUAUUCGCAGUAUCGUUCCACAAUGUUGUUACAAUCACUGCAAGGUAUUAAACGUGAAGGAUUUAAAUUUAAUUUUGAGGGAAUCGUUGGAAAAAAGAAAGCUCCUAUGAAGCGACAGGUUACAGACAUGUACAUGAAGAAAAAACUGGGACCAAGGAAGUCAACAAAGCCGGUUAUUGAAACUUAUUAUGGACAUAAAAGACAACCAUCAUCGUAUGAACAAGUUUUAGAUGAAGACGAAAAUUCCGAAGCAUCGACGUUUAUAACUUGUACUGGUGCUUUGCUUAAGCUCAUGCAGAGUGAGAAUCAAUUAAUGCAGUUAAUUAUACCAGAAGAACGUCAAAUCCCAAUAUUUAGUCAGUUAGUGGCAGAAACUCUUUCAGCGUAUUUUACAGAUGCUGAGGCUUUAUGUGCAAGUGCAAAAAGGGUGCAAAAUAAAUUGGACCAUUCUUCUAUUCAAAUGAUACUUCCAGUGCUAAAGUAUCUGUAUGUUGUAAAACCUGAUUUUAACACGCUACUAAAGGUGAUGAAUGUUGAUACUAGAAAGAUAUUUUUAAACGUUAUAUCAUUGUUUGAAGAAACUGGCCGAAACAUUCUUCAUGACUUCCAGGAAAAGUUACAGGAAUCUGAUAAACAUGUAAACAUGCCAAAAGAUGGUACCGUUCAUCAAAUUACAAGCAAUGUAACUAUAUUUCUUGAAGAGCUGAUUCAAUACUUGGAUACAACUGCAGCAAUUCUGUCAAGUUCUGAUUCAAAAUCACCAACAGAAGAUAUAAACUCGAAAGAAAUAGUAUCAACUUAUAUAUCAACAAUCUUAUCAGAGUUGAGUAGCAAUUUGAACAUCAAGGCGAAACUUUAUGACACAUCCGCACUUCGAUAUAUAUUCCUACUCAACAAUUUUAACUAUAUUGUUAAAAGCUUGCACAAGAUUGAUAUUAUGACCAUGCUGCAAGAACACGGUCAUCCCAAUCUUGAAAACGAUUAUGACGAUGAAAUCAAGGAUGCAUUGAAGAAGUAUGAGAAAAGUUGGACACGUGUCAGUCAACAUUUAGAAAUGGAUCCAGGUGAUAAGGUGCUGGAAGCAGCAGGAAAGGGACAUUUAAAAGACAAACACAAGCAAGCAAUAAAAGAUAAAUUUAAGGGUUUUAACACGGAACUUGAAGAUAUCCAACAACUUCAUCGCCAGUUUACUGUUCCUGACAUGAUGUUAAAGAAGAGAAUAUUCGAUAGGAUUUGCGAUCUCAUCGUUCCGAAAUAUUCAGACUUUCUAGCAAGAUAUCGUGAUGUGCACUUUACGAAAAAUGUGGAAAAAUAUGUAAAAUAUGAUCUGGAUAAAGUUCGUUCCUUGAUUGCCAGCGUGUAUGAUGUUGAUGAAAAACAACUUGUAAAUAGCUAAACGUAUAAUGGUUGAUACGUCGGAUAAAAAAGAGCUCCUGACGUGCGUUAGCGUCGCUUUAUAUUAGGUUAGUUAGCUUCGCAAGAAUGCUGAAGAAAGCGACUUUAGUUGAAGAAAGUUUGGCAGUUUGACAAUAAUUUUUUUUUAUUUCUUAUUGAAACAAAAUAUCGGUAACAAGAAAAUGCUGAAAAGUGAUCAAAUUUCGGCUGAAUGACUGAUAUUUUGUACCAUGGAAAAAAGAAUGUUUUUUCUUCCUCCCUGGAAAAUAUUUUACCGAUUUUUGAAAGUGACUUUUUUUUAAAAAAUUUAGUUGGUAAUAACGAGUCGGUGGCCCGUGGAUAAAUCCAUAGAUCCACCCGUCCUUUAUUUGCUGUGUUUCGUGUGUCUCGCUUCUGCGGUUACCAUUUUGCGUGACAGACAGACAGACGUAUUAUAAUAUAGGGAUGACUAAAUUUUAAGCAAGUGAUAUAGUGAAAGUAUUCAACGCAUUUUGAUUUCUUUUCUGCGAGUCUCCCUAACAGUAAAAACUCAAUUGUUAGAUCCAAUUUUCAUGUUAGGGAAUUGGAAUUUGCAAUUUUAGGUUACCUGACUAAUCGAUUCGAUACAGGGGGUUGAUAUUUUGUGCUCACGUAUCAAUUGGAAAUAUGAAAUAACGAUUAAAAUUUAUAUCAUAGAAUUUAUUUUCACAUAUUUUCUUUUAUACAUACUUGUUGUUUUUUUUGAAAAUUUUGUAAAUAUAAAACAUUUCAACAAUGAUCAGUUGAGGUUGUAUCACUUUCAAAUAUAAAUAAACUAUAAAGAAGGAAAUUAGUUGCUAACCAACGGAUGUAAAAUGAUCCCUAAAAAUAAUAUUUAGUAAAU